AAAACCACUCCGAUCUAAUCUUUCAUCGCAUUUCAAAGAAGUCUUUCAAAAGAAUUAGGUGAAGGGUUGUAGGAUUGAUGAGAGAAGAUGAUUUCCUUUCCUUUCUCUGCUUCAAAAUCCAUGGCAGCAGCGGCAGCCAAUCCCUUCCUGCUUUUAAGGCAUUCUCAUGCACUUCGAGCUCUCACGACUGCGAAGACAUCUCUCGGUUUCCCGAACAGUCAUUGCAGAAUCCCUAUUCUUCCUCUCCUCCAUUCGAACAGAUCCAUACAUCGCAUUAGUGCUGCUGCUGAUGAAGAAGCUUCUGCCAAAGCAGCUGCAGCCAGUGCGGACAGUGGAGGUCCAACCAUAUUUGACAAAAUCAUAGCAAAGGAAAUCCCUUCGACCAUAGUAUAUGAGGAUGAGAAGGUGUUGGCAUUUCGGGAUAUCAGUCCACAGGCUCCUGUUCAUGUUUUAGUUAUUCCAAAAUUCAGGGAUGGACUAACACAACUCAGCAAGGCGGAACCAAGACAUGCAGAGAUCUUGGGUCAUCUUCUGUACGCUGCUAAAAUAGUGGCGGAGAAGGAAGGUAUCCAGGACGGGUUUCGUGUUGUCAUCAACAACGGUCCAGAUGCAUGUCAAUCUGUUUAUCAUCUUCAUCUGCAUAUACUCGGCAAGAGACCGAUGAAGUGGCCACCUGGUUGAAAAUCCCUUUGAUUGCCCCUGAGGUUUUUUAUUUUAUUUCCUCUCUCUCUCUCUCUCUCUCUCUCUCUCUCUCUCUCUCUCUCUCUCUCUCAGAUCUUUAUCUUCCAUUCCUACAAUCAUUUACUAUACAAAUUUCUUCAUUUAAGAGUUUCUAUUCCUGCCCAUCUAGAUGGUC
Messenger RNA from Magnolia sinica, 856 nucleotides. RefSeq names its product 14 kDa zinc-binding protein. Gene Ontology annotation, cellular component: cytoplasm. Bases 88 to 681 code for a protein of 197 amino acids. The transcript is spliced from 6 exons. The record is from RefSeq and is a predicted model, not a curated record. Lineage: Eukaryota; Viridiplantae; Streptophyta; Magnoliopsida; Magnoliales; Magnoliaceae. Gene Ontology annotation, molecular function: adenylylsulfatase activity. Gene Ontology annotation, biological process: purine ribonucleotide metabolic process; sulfur compound metabolic process.